Messenger RNA from Colossoma macropomum (tambaqui), 3435 nucleotides. RefSeq names its product hepatic nuclear factor 4, beta (gene hnf4b). Gene Ontology annotation, molecular function: zinc ion binding; RNA polymerase II cis-regulatory region sequence-specific DNA binding; nuclear receptor activity. Gene Ontology annotation, biological process: positive regulation of transcription by RNA polymerase II; anatomical structure development; cell differentiation. The transcript is spliced from 11 exons. The record is from RefSeq and is a predicted model, not a curated record. Lineage: Eukaryota; Metazoa; Chordata; Actinopteri; Characiformes; Serrasalmidae. Bases 406 to 1800 code for a protein of 464 amino acids.
GAGCACAGCAAACAGACUGAUAGCACAGCAAAUCUCAGCUUCUCUCGCUCCAACUUGACACAGAACAGUUUGAAGGAUAGAGAACAGUUAAAAGAAGAAUAUGAGACAGUUUUAAGAAAGUCUGGAAGCCCCGGUUUGUGAUCAGACGCGACAGAUUAUCAGCAGAGAGAGGAAAGAAAGCAUUGAUGUUCCAAUCCAAAGGUCUUUUAGACAUAAAUACCAACGCAGCCUAAAGGAUCUUGAGUCGCCUGAACUGAAAGCCUGGUGAUUUUGAAGAAUAAUAGGAAUGACCUGAGUGAGAAGGCCUUGGUGGACAUUAGGUGGUGCUGUUUAGGCUGUCUCAGUGUCUCAACAAAGCAAAGAGCUAGGCCACAUCCAUCCAGCCUGGGUUAGGAUCACGAUACCAUGAAGAUCUCUGAAGGUGCACUGGAUCUGGGCACAACUGACUAUGCUGUGAGCUUGGACCCAAGCUACACCAUGCUGGAGUUCGAUAGUCUGAGAGUGCUGCCAGUGGUCACAGAGCCUGUAGUCCCUAGCCUACCGGCCGGACUGCAGCAGGCCAGCGGCGCUCUCUGCUCCAUCUGCGCCGAUAAGGCCACCGGGAAACACUACGGCGCAAACAGCUGCGAUGGGUGCAAAGGCUUCUUCAGGCGGAGCGUCCGCAAGAACCACGCUUAUACAUGCAGGUUCAGCAGGCAGUGUGUGGUGGACAAAGACAAAAGGAAUCAGUGUCGAUACUGCAGGCUGAGAAAGUGCUUCAGAGCUGGAAUGAGGAAAGAAGCUGUGCAAAAUGAACGAGACCGAAUUAGCUGCCGUAGAGAAAGCCAAGGAGUUGGAACUCUGACCAUCAGCAUCCUUCUGAAAGCAGAGGCCAGCACACAUCAGUACACCUCCUUGACUCCCCCGAUGUGUGACAUUAGCACCAAGAAGAUAGCUCGCCCAGGCGACGUGUGCGAAUCCAUGAAGCAGCAGCUCCUCCUCCUGGUGGAAUGGGCAAAACGCAUCCCCGAGUUCUGUGAUCUGCCAGUGGACGACAGGGUAAGCCUGUUACGAGCUCACUCUGCCGAGCAUCUCAUCCUAGGAGGGGCUCGUCGCUCGCUGCCCUACAGUGACAUCAUUUUGCUGGGAAAUGAUUUCAUUAUCCCUGUGAGUGGCCCAGAGCGAGAGAUGUCCAAGCUGGCGGCACGUGUACUGGACGAGCUGGUCAGGCCUCUGAAAGAGCUGGACAUCACCGACGCAGAAUUCGCCUGUCUCAAGGCCAUCAUCUUCUUUUCACCAGACUGCCCUGGGCUGGAGAGCUCUCAGAUGGUGCGCAGGCUACGCUUCCAGGCCCAGGUCCUGCUGGAUGAGGCGACCUGUGAGCAACGGGGCCGCUUCGGGGAGCUGCUGCUGCUGCUGCCUCCUUUACAGAGCAUGGCCUGGCAGAUGGUGGAACAGCUCCAGCUGGCCCGACUGUUAGGAGAGGCCAAUGUGGACAGCCUGCUGCAGGAGAUGAUACUGGGAGAGGGCGCAGCAAGGAGAAGCGAGUCAGAGUCAGCUACAGCCUCUGCAGGGUCAAAUUCGGAAGUGCUAAUUUUUAGCCCACCUGCAGACCCAGCCCUGCCCAGGAACCUCCAACCGGACCACAUCUCAUUACCUAACUUCACAUCAGUUAUCCUCCCUGUACCAUCCUCUCUGCCUGGUGUUCCCCUACUCUCCACACAGACAGGCACCCAGCUCUACACACAUGGGCAGGCUGCAGACAUGUCAACAGAGAUGACCAGUGGCCUCUCCAUGCCAGCUGUCCACACGUGCCUCUGAGCAGAUGAGAAGACAAAAACGUUUACUCUUGUACUCACAGAAGCACACAGCCUUUACGGUUCUCAUUUAUCUACAGGUGAAUGAUACGAUGCGUAGCUGCAUAUCUAGGUUCUCUAUAUUCCAUCAAAGAGAUGCACUCAUAAUUAACAGUGGUUGAAUAAAGAGUAAAAGACAUGGAUGGAAUCCCUGCCAACUAAAGCAGUGUAAUUAAUAUAGUGUGUAAACAUUUAACUAUUCAAAACUUCCCAGGCCAUACAUAAAAAACUAAGCUUCAUAACAACCCAUUUUAAAAGUAUAGUUUUUCUGAUGUCACAAAAACUCAUUUACAUAUAUCCAGCUAUUGAGCCUACAGCAGUUUCGCUCCGCCCUUUCAUGCUGAAGUUAUAAAGAGUGUUUCAGCGCCAGACUGCUUUUUUGUUGAGGCGUAACACAUGGGCACCAAUCAGAACAGAGGCCAUUUACAUGCAUCAGUCUUAGGCUGCGCUUGCACUUCCAGGCUGGCAAAAACCCAGUUUUUCUGCCUUAAUGUGACACACAUCUAAUGAUUUCUGAGCUGUGUGGACACACGAAUCAGGUGAUUUCCAACCAGAUCUGAGCCAGUUUUAUAUGCAGUCCUUUAUCAGAAACAUGACCUUAAUGAGAGCGGUCAGUUUGUGUUAUUAUAAAAUGUGUUAUUUUUUGAAUGUGCGUGCACCAUCAUUCACUGUUGAUGUGGCAGCAGCACCAAAUGUGAAGUUAGUGCCAGUAAACGCUGCAAAUGUAAUGCGUCUGACCCUAGUUAGUUUUAUUGUUGUUCAUGACGCACGUGGUUCAUUCCUGUGACAUUAUUGAUCAGGACGAGUGCAUUUGGGUCGUUUCAGGACAAAUUUGAGAUUUACAUUUACACAAAUGUGAACCGUCAAGAUUGGAUCUCAGCAAAAAAAUCAGAAUUGAGCAAUGACAUUUUUACAUAGCCUCAGUAAUAAAACCAGCCUGACUAAUGGAAAAUGGUCAUGUAAAAAUGAGUCAUGACUGGACUUGGUACAUAAAAACGGUAAAAUAUAAAAUACAAGAAAGAUGUAGGAUAGGGAGCCCUUUGUUGGCCAGAAGACCGUUUUUAAAUGUGACAGAUCUUGAAUGCAUCACUUGUUGCAUGCCAGAAAGGGUGUGAGAGGAGCAAAAGGAAUCAUUGAUUACAAUAAAAUAUGAUUGUUUGUGAAAUAUUAACAGAUGAUAACAAAGACUCACUUAUUCUCUGAGGAGAUAAGUUCUGUGGAAUCAUAGGUAAAUUAUUGUACUGUUUAUUGCACUGUUGAUGUGGCAGGAACAAGGAUAUGAGUGGAACAGUGCGUGUUGAGAACAUGGUCUGUUUUUUUUCUCUGACAUAGCAUGUUCUUAUUAGAGAUAGAAAUGCUUUCUUAUAGAAAAUGAUAUCAAAAUAUUGACUGUAUCCUUAUGUCUUUAAUCACAGUCCACUGACUUUGAGUGAAAAGCAAACAAUAGCUUAUCACAUGUUCUGUCAUACUGCAUUUUGAAGAGAGGAAAUACUGUUUUUGAGCCAUAACAUUAGUGCACAUAUUACAAAACAAUGCUGGGAACAUGUACAUGUAACACAAUGAUGUCAGCACCUGUACUGAGUAAAUGAAUUGAAUUAUA